Rhinocladiella mackenziei CBS 650.93 is the source of this 3000-nucleotide messenger RNA. RefSeq lists its product as uncharacterized. NCBI's taxonomy places the organism in Eukaryota, Fungi, Ascomycota, Eurotiomycetes, Chaetothyriales, Herpotrichiellaceae. The coding region runs from base 1 to 3000 and encodes 999 amino acids. The transcript has 6 exons. The record is from RefSeq and is a predicted model, not a curated record. Gene Ontology annotation, molecular function: protein binding.
AUGGAUCCUCUGUCCAUAACGGCCAGCAUUUGCGCUAUUUUGCAGCUCACUUCAACGCUCACAAGCUACAUCAACGACGCUAAAAAUACUACAAAAGAGCAAGCUCAGUUAGCGAUCGAAGCCAGCAAUCUCUACACGUUAUUGACGACUCUGCGAUUUCGAGUAAACGAAGCCCGAUCUGACGACCCCUGGCUCAAUCAAAUACGGUUACUGGGAAUGAAAAAUGGCCCGUUGGACCAGUUCAAAGAUAUCCUCGAGACAAUGGUGGAACAAGCAUCAUCAUUCAGGAAAAGAGACCAGAUCAAGUCCGCGGUGUUAUGGAAGUUCACCAGACAAAAUGUGGAAAAUACGUUGGCGCGAAUGGAGCGGUUGAAAUUACUGGCCAAUUGUGCCUUGACAAAUGACUUAACGACGCUGUCGAAGGCUAUUCAAGGUGACGUUGUCGCCAUAAGGGAACAGAACAAGCGACUUCAGAGUCGCACGGACGCGAUUCAUGACGACGUCAUCAUUGAGCAGCGGAAUCGAUUGUCACAAUGGUUGAGGCUACCGGAUCCAUCGACCAAUUACCACACGGCACUUCAAAAGCGCCACCCUGAGACUGGGCUAUGGCUGCUCAAUGGUCAAGAUUUCCGCGACUGGAAAAGCUCGACAUCUUUGAUGUGGCUUCACGGGAAUGCGGGCUGUGGUAAGACCCUUCUCAGUGCCGCCGCGCUACAGCAUAUUCUAGAGCAUCAGCAGUCUCACCCCGACAUCAUCAUGGUGAGCUAUUUCUACUUUGACUUUAAUGAUACCGAGAAGCAGUCCUGGCAAAACGCUGUCCGGUCAUUGCUGUUCCAGCUUGCUCUUCAGUGCAGCGAUAUUCUUCAGGAUCUUGAAAAGCUUUACCAAAAUUGCGGGAAAGGACAGUGGCCGACUUCUGGAUCCGCCAUACAGUCACUAUAUAGAGAGGUAGUGGCUCGUCCCGGACAGAAGUAUAUCAUGUUAGAUGCCCUAGAUGAAUGUACAGACCGGAAAGAAUCGUUGAUCUUUCUCCGCGAGAUGAUGAACUCAACACCAGACGACCUCCAUGUCUUGGCCACCAGCCGCCCGGAAAAGGACAUCGAAGACAAAUUGAGCUCAAUUACCACCCACAAUAUUAAUGUUCAAAGUGCCCUGGUUAAUGGCGACAUAUGUGUUUACAUUUGUGAUCGGGUGGCGACAGACGAAACGCUAAGGAAGUGGCCAUCAUCCGUGCAGGAUGAAAUCGCGACUAAACUAAUAAAACAUGCUGGUGGCAUGUUUCGAUGGGUGGAUUGUCAGUUUGAUUCUAUUCAACAAUGUGUCAAGUUGAGCACCCUCAGAAAGACGCUGUCAUCCCUGCCAAAGACCCUAGACGAGACGUAUGACCGGAUCUUGCAAACUCUCGAACCGACCCCUCAUUUUCAAGAUGCUGUCAAAGCUCUGCGAUGGCUAUGUUUCUCGGAGCGUCCUUUACAAUUAGCAGAAAUGGCCGAAGUUCUUGCGAUAGAAAAUGGGAAUGAGGGUGGAUUCUUCCCGGAGGAACGUCUCCCCGAUCCGAGAGAUGUGAUGGUUAUCUGUUCGAGUCUAAUCACCUUAAAUUCCAUCGAAAAUGAGGAAGAUAAGAACCACGCUCAGGAUAGCGGUGUUGAAAAUCGUUGCCACAUCCGAAUUCAGCUCGCACACUUCUCUGUCAAGGAGUUCCUCUUAUCUGAUCGGUGUGGCUUUGGAUUGGAUUUUCGACCCCAAAUAUGCCACCUUAUGAUUGCGGAGGGUUGUCUGCAUUAUUUGCUACACCUUAGUCAGAACAAACCCCUAGCUGAAGAGGUCAUCAAGGAGUAUCCGCUGGCCUCAUACGCAGCGAAGCAUUGGUGGCAGCAUGUACAAAAUAUUGGAGGUAUGCUAAACGACACCUUGUUAGAUCUCGUGUUAUGUCUCUUAACCGAUGAGGAUACGACUCUGCAUUCGUGGAUACAGCUUUACGAAAUUGAUAGACCAUGGAGAGGAUCACAGUUAUGCCUAAGGUCUAAUGAAAUUGCUCAGCCUCUCUACUAUGCGGCAUAUAUAGGCGUACCGGAAAUUGUCGAGAGGAUAAUAAAACGAAAUGUCGAUGUCAAUGCUCAAGGAGGAGAGUAUGGCAAUGCCCUGCAGGCCGCAUCAGCUGGUGGCCAUGACAAUGUGGUGAAGAUGCUGGUGGAAGCCGGAGCAGAUGUCAAUGUUCAAGGAGGAUCAUAUGGCAAUGCACUGCAUGCAGCAUCAGAAGGUGGCUAUGAGACAGUGGUGAAGACGCUGAUAGAUGCUGGGGCCGAUGUCAAUGCUCAAGGAGGACGCUAUGCACUGCGGGCCGCAUCAAAAGGUGGCCAUGACAAAGUGGUGAAGAUGCUGAUAAGUGCUGGAGGGGAUGUCAAUGCUCAAGGAGGAGAGUAUGGCAAUGCACUGCAUGCGGCAUUAGAAGGUGGCUAUGAGAUAGUGGUGAAGAUGCUGAUAGACGCUGGGGCCGAUGUCAACGCUCGAAAAGGAUUCUAUGGCAAUGCACUGCAGGGCGCAGCAGUUCGUGGCCAUGACAAGGUGGUGAAGAUGCUGCUAGAUGCUGGGGCCGAUGUUAAUGCUCAAGGAGGAUACUAUGGCAAUGCACUGUAUGCAGCAUCAGGAUGUGGUUGUGACAAGGCGGUGAAGAUGCUGGUGGAAGCCGGAGCAGAUGUCAAUGCUCAAGGAGGACGCUAUGGCAAUGCACUGCAGGGCGCAACAGUUCGUGGCCAUGACAAGGUGAUGAAGAUGCUGAUAGAUGCUGGGGCCGAUGUCAAUGCUCAAGGAGGAUACUAUGGCAAUGCACUGUAUGCAGCAUCAAAAGGUGGCCGCGACAAGGUGGUGAAGACGCUGAUAGAUGCUGGGGCCGAUGUCAAUGCUCAAGGAGGAUACUAUGGCAAUGCACUGUAUGCAGCAUUAGAAGGUGGCUAUGAGACAGUGGUGAAGAUGCUGAUAGAUGCCGGGGGCAGAUGCUAA